AUGACGACGAACAAAGAACGCUUGGAAGAUCUGGAGGCCAACGUUGGCACUAUGCAAGGAGACAUCCAGAAGCUCUCUUCUGAUGUCACAGCUAAGCUUCAGAUCGUCGAACACUCCCUCCAGAGUAUCGCCGACGAUAACAGACGCACAGCCGACGAGAAUCGCGCCGCCAUCAAUCGUAUGAUGGCUCUCUUGGCAGGCAACCACGACGCACCCACAGCCCAACGAGAACCACGGCGUCUGGAGAACAACCCGCCUAUUGCUCGUCAUGUUAAGUUGGACCUCCAACGUUUUCAUGGCGACGAAGCACCCGAAUGGAUAAGCAAAGUCCACCAAUACUUUGCCUACCACGAAAUUCCACCACAACAGCAGGUCAGCAUCGCCGCCUAUCACUUGACUGGCGAGGCAAACGAAUGGUGGCAAGCUACAUCCAAACGCUUGGGAACAGACGCACACACUACACCCUGGGGAGUUUUCGAAUCCGAGCUCUGGAAGCGCUUUGGACCAACCAAGGGCCCUCAUUUCCAUGAGGCACUCUCCAAAAUCCAACAGACGGGCUCCCUACGGGAGUACCAACGCGAGUUCGAACAACUACAAAACAGAGUCGAGAACUGGUCCGAGGAUGCUCUCAUCGGUACAUUCCUGGGCGGUUUAAACAAAUCCAUCGCAGCACACGUUCGAAUGUUCUCCCCCACGACCCUCCAAGAUGUUUUUAACUUGGCCCGUUUAAGUGACGAACACAUCCAAGCUCAAAAGAAACCGUUUCUCCACAGAUCGUACAACACACCACCACAAUCCAACCCCCCUUCACGACAUCCCGCAAACAAUGUCAUCCGCGACCCGACCCCUCCGACCACAACACCACCAUCAACCGCCAAGCGCCUUAGUUGGGACGAAAUGAAACGCAAGCGUAGCCUGGGGUUAUGUUUUAGCUGCGAUGAACGCUAUGCCCCCGGCCACAAAUGCAAAACAUCCCAACUCCUACUCCUCCUGGGCGAAGAUGCCGACGACGACGACCCCGAUGAGAUUUUCCAUGACCCGGCCGAGCCAGAAAUCACACUUCACGCGCUUACCGGCUGGGAUUCACCCAAAACAAUUCGCGUCCAAGCCACGAUCAAUCGCCAGCUUCUCGUUGCCCUUAUCGACAGUGGAUCUACGCACAACUUCAUUAGCGAACGAGCCGCCAACAAACUCAACUUGAAAUCCACGCCGACCUCCGCCUUCUCCGUCAAGGUCGCCGACGGCCACCCCCUCUGUUGUCACCGUGUGUAUCGGCAAAUCGCCUUACACUUAGGCGAGAUAUCGUUCUCCGUCGAUCUCUAUGCACUGCCCCUAACCGGUCUUGAUGUCGUCUUAGGCAUCCAAUGGUUAGAAACACUUGGGCCAACACUAUGUGAUUGGAAGGCCCAUACCAUGGAAUUCCAACGGGCCGGUACUACUCACACACUUCUCGGGAUGCAAGGCCAACGACUCCAGCAGGCAAAGUGGGCCGAGGUAGCGAAAGAGGCCCGUCUCGGCCAAUCCCUAUUCACCAUCAUCAUCAUCGACAACACAAACACGGCUUCGACCAUUCCAACGCAGAUUCGUGCCCUCCUCCACGAAUUCGACUCCGUGUUCCAACCACCGUCAUCCCUUCCCCCCACCCGGGACAUCGAGCACCACAUUGUAUUGAAAGAAGGUUCUGACCCCGUCAACGUACGACCCUAUCGCUAUGCGCACUUUCAGAAGGCCGAGAUCGAAAAACAAGUCGACGAGAUGCUCGCAUCCGGGCUCAUUCAACCAAGCUCCAGCCCUUUCUCUUCUCCUGUACUCUUGGUCAAGAAGAAAGACGGCUCUUGGCGCUUCUGCACCGAUUACAGAGCCCUCAACGCCGCCACGGUCAAAGAUCGCUUCCCGAUACCUUCGGCCGAUGAUAUGUUCGAUGAACUCCACGGUGCGCACGUCUUCUCCAAACUUGAUCUUACCGCCGGCUACCACCAAGUCCGAGUUCAUCCUCCCGAUAUCCCUAAGACCGCUUUCCGCACUCACAACGGUCAUUACGAAUACCUCGUAAUGCCAUUUGGGCUCUGCAAUGCGCCCUCGACUUUCCAGGCUCUGAUGAACUCCGUGUUCCGGGUACAUCUCCGUAAAUUCGUUUUGGUUUUUUUUGACGAUAUCCUCGUUUACAGCCGUACGUGGGACGAGCACAUCCAACACCUUCGCACCGUUUUGGAGCUCCUCCGCCUUCAUCAGCUGUUUGUCAAGCUCAAAAAAUGCGACUUUGGCAAAUCGGAAAUCGAGUAUCUCGGGCACAUCAUUUCCGGCGACGGCGUCAAGGUCGAUCAAACCAAAAUCAAAGCAAUGCUCGAGUGGCCACUUCCUUCCACAAUCACGGAACUUCGCGGAUUUCUUGGCCUCACCGGCUACUACCGCAAGUUCGUGCGCGACUAUGGCCUUAUCGCACGACCGCUCACCAAUCUGCUUAAGAAGGGCAAGUUCAGUUGGGGAGAGGACGCAGCCGCAGCCUUCACAAAGCUCAAACAGGCCAUGACGACGACCCCAACGCUCGGACUACCCGAUUUCAACUCGAUUUGUGUCUACGAUGCCCGAGAGAAAACAGUAUUAUGA
Messenger RNA from Capsella rubella, 2607 nucleotides. RefSeq lists its product as uncharacterized. The transcript has a single exon. The record is from RefSeq and is a predicted model, not a curated record. Bases 1 to 2607 code for a protein of 868 amino acids. NCBI's taxonomy places the organism in Eukaryota, Viridiplantae, Streptophyta, Magnoliopsida, Brassicales, Brassicaceae.